AUCCACUCAUUUGUCCUCUGAGUCAUCUUACGAUAUGCUCAGGGAAGCUGCGUUCCGUAAGUUCUCUUCAAAUAUGUGACUGUGUAUCAAGGAAACUAAGGAACGAUACCUGCUAAAGACGGAAGGCGAACACGUUUCCAGAUGCCGAAUGUCACAGCAACGUCGCAGCUGAAUCGAGAGUAUCAGCGCCAAGCUUCAUUGGCCCCUAUAACAAGUACAGGACAUGGCGGAAUGGAUAGCGAGGAGUCAAUUAGCUCCGUGCCAAUUGUGAACUCGACCACUCCUUCUGAAUUUGGUACUCAUCAUUCGCCGCCAUCUCGGACUAGAACUCCGAGUCGUAGCAUUGUGGCUUCGGGAAGUCAGCACGCUGGUGGUGUGAGCCGGACUGACCCCGGUCCUCGUCCAGCACUUCCCCCACGACAUACUCGCCCGUCUCAGGACAUAACGCCGCGACCACAGAGUACCGGAAAUCUAGUGCUUCCAUCAACCAAUAACUUCGCUUCUCCUCCUCCGACAGCAGAUAAUCCUGGACACGAGAGAGCUCAGGAUGAGUCUGUUUUGGAUCCAUCCCUCAGCUCUGAAAUCCCGGUGGAAGAUUCGCCAGAAAAUUCUAAUAUGCAACCCCGGAACUCUAGAGGGACUUCGAAUGACCUGUAUGACCAUUUUCGUCGUAAUCACCAACGUAGCAACAGCGAUCCAACACCAGUUCGCGUGAUUGGGGCAUCUCCACCAUCUCCUCAAAAUUCCGCUUCAGAACCUCCAGGGUCCGUGGAUCACGAUGAAUCAAACUCUCCCAGACCAUCAAGUGCUCCAAGCGGACCUUCAGGAGAUUCAUCACUUCCGAAUGGAACAAAUCCACCAGGCGGACCUGCAGGAGUUCGAUCACCUCCGAGUGGAGCAAGUCUAUCAAGCAAUGAUCCUUCAAGAAACAGAACUUCAAACGUUUCCUAUCCUGUACGUCCUAGUCCUGUGAUCCCAUGGCCGUUUCGUCCAUUCCCAUACCAUGAAAAUGCUCCUCCUCCUCCGCUGCCUCCGCCCGCACCUUCCUUCGUCGUUCCAACGGUCCCAUCUCCAGUUCAUUACGUUCCGUCUGUGCCACCAAACGCACUUCCAAAUCCACAGUUGCCUCUUUGGCCAACGCCUGCCGUACCUUCUUUUUUGUUACGACCAGCUAUGCCUGUACCGGGUUCUGCGGUCAUGUGGGAACCUGGAACAUUUCCUAUGUCUCCACUCGGAGGUUCCGUUCCGUUGCGUGUGCACCCGCAUAUUCUGUACAAUCCCAUGAGCCCGUCUUUACCUGUUCUACAAUGGGACAUUGUGCUUAGAGCAGAACAAGCUAGGGUUCUGACAGGACAAGCCUUAAUAAAACGACCUUCGCUCAAUGAUGAAGCUGUGGUACCUGCCCCAACUCAAAAUUUUGGUCUGAACGCUGGGCCUAGAAACGGCCAAGCCGAUAGAAAGAUUGACAAGAUCUGGAUUGAGAGCGAUACACCUAUCCUUGCCUGGUGGAUGCAACGAUGGGGACCGAUAAUCAUUGAAAAAUCGAAUAUAACUGUCCGUGAUGUACUGGACGCCGUUCAUACGUAUCUCUCCAUUCCGCUCACUAACGGAGAUUACAAGAAAGCUGUAGAAGUUCAAACACCUACAGACGGUGUCAAUCAUGGAAACGGAAUGCGACUGCGAAAUGCAAGGCGGUUGAGGGCCUCAAAUGGUUGCGAACUACGAAGCGUGGCGCUGAGAGGGCGCGCCCUCGAAGAUGGAUGGUCGGCACAACUCAUGGGUGCGGAUCCAGGGGAGUCUUCAAUAUAUCGCAGAAGCGAUUUACUCGGAACGUAUCGACGAUUUCUGGGGCUUAGGCCGAUUGUUUUUUCAGAUGGUUCUUGGAAACUAUUAUUGGGCUUAGGGCCAGGUCCCGUUCCCAAGUUUUCUUAGUUUCCUCGAAGAUUUGUCAAGUUAUUUUUCUUCCGCCAAAACUGUGAUGACCUAUACUAACGAAUUAAACCAUGAU
Molecule: messenger RNA, 2008 nt
Organism: Lentinula edodes (shiitake mushroom)
Lineage: Eukaryota; Fungi; Basidiomycota; Agaricomycetes; Agaricales; Omphalotaceae
Exons: 7
Coding region: 142-1932 (596 amino acids)
Source: RefSeq, a predicted model, not a curated record